Molecule: messenger RNA, 3002 nt
Organism: Eurytemora carolleeae
Lineage: Eukaryota; Metazoa; Arthropoda; Copepoda; Calanoida; Temoridae
Exons: 3
Coding region: 215-2911 (898 amino acids)
Source: RefSeq, a predicted model, not a curated record
AAAGGAGAAAAAGGAGAAAAAUGACAAAAAUGAGAGCGAGCAGAAUGGAUUAGAUGAAAGAUCACUUAGCCCCAUAUCCUCUAUUGGAAGUCCUGAAGAAACUACUCGAGAGGAGUUUACUGAGCUGAGAGAUGAGCCCAGGAGCCAGGAAAAUGUCAAGGAUAAAACUUCCAAUGAGGAGAAUAAGACUGAAAAGUCUGCUCCCAUAGAAGAGAUGAUAAGUAAAGAGGAAGAAACAAAAGUUCCUGAAAAAGCUAAUGAACCUAAUAAGAAGGUUUUAGAAGUAAAAAACGAGAAUGUUGAUAUGAUAUCCAAUCCUACCAGGGGGGAAGAUAAGGGAAAAGAUAUCCUUUUAAUUAAAGAGGAGGUCACGGAGAACACCAAUAAACUAUCCUCUGCAGUAGAGACUGAGCUGACAAAGAUCAAGUCUGAAUUAAUUAACGACAAGGAGUCUCACAUUAAUAUUGAUAAAAAAGCAUCAUCAGAGACAAUUCUUCCUAACUCUGUGAAAUCAUCAUCGCUUCCGAAGGAAGAAACGGAGACUUUAACCCCGGAAGAGCGUAGGUUAAAGUAUAAAAAGGAACGGGAGGAACGUGUUACAGCAUUUCUUGCAGCAGAGAAGGUUAUGUUAGAUGUCCUGGAUAAACUGAAACAAACUUAUCUUGAAGAUGCAGUGCAGCAUCCUGAUUACAGCAGAGAAUGGAGCAACUUUUGGCGCGGUAAAACGGCAGAAUUAAGAGCACGUGGAAUAUCUGAGUCAACAUAUGACAUGAAACCUGAGUGGAUAAUUAAAUGGACUGAGUAUUUUGAAUGGGACUUUGUGAAUCGCCGUAAAAAAGAACGAGAUAUUUUAAUGAGGAAGUUUAAACUUCUUCCGAGAGACUUGGCAGAGUUUGAAAGAAAGCAGCCUGAAAUGGCUGAAAGCAUGAAGUUCUUAAUUAGAGCUAAAAAUCACAAUGAGCAAAAUAUUAUUUCAGACGCAAGCAGAAAACAUACAGAGUCCAAAGAAAGAGAAAGGUCUGCAAGUCCUUGGGAGGAGGAUUAUCCAAAUCAAUUAAACAAACCAUUAACUCAAAAGAGACCUCUUUCUCCUGCCUCGAAGGAAAUAGGGACUAAAAAGAGAAAUGGUCAGGAUGAUGUGUAUUCUGAAAGCAAAGAAGGUGCCUUUGGCCAAAGAAGAAGUAAGUCUCCAAGUUCCAAAGAUCUUAAGGUUCAACUGGCAGAACAGCAGAGAAAAUCGAAGCCUAGCAUUGCUGGGUUUGAGGAUAAUUACAGAGAUCACCAUAGACGGCGUUCAAGAUCCCCAGCCAAAGGUCAAGACUGGCAUUCUGAACGAAAAUCUUCUGAAAAAUCUUAUUAUAGUAGAGAAAAGCGUUAUGAAAGAAGAUCAACAGAGCGAUCCUCAAGCCCCAGAAGAGAAAGUUACUCAGAUAGAAGGUCAAUUGAAAGAUCAUCAGGUUAUUCUCAUAAAAGAUCUCCCGAUUUUCAAAGAGAUAAAUAUUCUGAUAAGAGAUCCAUAGAGAGAUCUCCUCCACACAAGUCGCACUACACCAAACAGUCUCCAAUCUCUCAAAGAUUGGCAGAUCAGCAUAGGUCAGAAAGAAGAUCAAAGCUUUCUCCAUUUUCUGAAAGAAGUCGCUUGGGAGAUCACCAUCUCAGUAAUCAAAGACCAGACAGACGAUCAUUCUCCCCUGAAUCUGAAGAACAUCGUGGAUCUAAUUAUCUUGAUGAUAGAAUUGAUGAACCAUCUAAUGAAGUGUCUGUGAUAUCAACACUAAGGUUAAUGUCUGCUUUAGACCAGGCUGGAUUUAUCAGAGAUCUUGGUAAGCAAAUUGAUGAACAUCUUGGAAAAGCAGUUGUUCUGGAGAACCGAAUUCCAGGUUCUAGCUGGGAUUUAGUUGAUGUAAAGGAUUUCUACAAAUUACUUAUUGCAACAAAAGAUCGAGUUGAUAAUCUUAUCAAAACUGGUACGAUGAGUGAAAGUGAAAAUAAGGUUUGCAGAAUAAUUCUAGAUAAUGUGAUAAUUCUCCUUCAGCGGUCAACCUUGAAACUUGAAGAUGUAGUGGAGAAAAAACCUGAAGUAAUCGAUGAUCAAAGAUUGAUUAAAAUGGCAAUUGCAAGAACUAUUGACCAGCAGUUAACAGCUCAGGGGCAGAGGUUAAGCCAAGAAGAGUUUAAUGCUUUAGUUGAAGCUGAAUAUAUCAGGGUCAAACAUCAACUACCAAGUCAAAUCUCACAGCAAACCCAGGUUGUUCAAAAGCCAACAGCAUUAGAGCAAAAUGUAUUGUCUAGAAACCCUUGGACAUAUGAUAUUUCUGGUCAACUUAACCAACAGCAACAUGUUGUUCCACAGCCACAUGGGUCCAGGGAAUGGGAAGGAUCAUUGCAAUUUAAUAUCCCAAAAAACAAUCCUUUACCUGCGCAGGGAAUUCAAGCUGUUCCUAGUUAUCCUGGAGCAAUUUCUGUCAAUUUGAUUCCAGCCCAGUCACCUGCAGUUCCCAUUGCAGCCAGCAUAAAUCAGGUCCCAUUACUACCAUUUGCGGCUAAUCCUAGUCCAAUAUUACCAGCACAAAGUGCCCAAGCAAUUCCAAACAUAGAUUGGAACUCAUUGUCCAACAUCAUCAAAACUGUGAAAAGUGGUCCUGAGACUGAUCAAUUGGUAGAUGACUUGUCUGUUCAUCAUGAGAAUAUGCGUUCAGAAGUUGAAACAACUGCCCCAGUAGCUAAACCUGUUUUGGAAGAAGAUGAAUUUUACGCUGAUUUUACAGAUGAAGAGUUGAUCUCAUUGCUGCGAAACUUUAAGACUCUUGAGCCUUUGGAGCAGAAGGAUUUAAUCUCUCACAUGAAAAAGCUUGAGAGAGAUGAACCAGACAGAGUUUUGAGACUAAAAGAGGCAGUUCACAGAGCUUAAAUCUAGUUGUUUAGUUAUCCUUUUAAAUGAAAGUUAUGAGUGAUGAAUUGUAACUGUUAAUGUGCUAAUAAAGAAAGUUUUCUGUGUUUUA